GAUCAGCACAGGAGUGCAAUGGAGACCGACUGGUUCAUGUGUGCCUUCGACCAGAUGAUUGGGGGCUCCGACCCGACCCUCAGUGCAGUGGCUUUGUCUAUGACUCCGAAGCCGCAGGCCCACGCCGUCGGCGACACCCCGAAGCCGCAGAACGAGAAGCCCGGCCACGCACCCAAGCAGAAGGCCGAGAAGGAGAAGCCCGACAAGGCAUGCGAGCAGAAAGCCGAGAAGGAGAAGCCCGACAACGCACCCGAGCAGAAGACCGAGAAGGAGAAGCCCGACAAGGCACCCAAGCAAAUGGCCGAGAAGGAGAAGCCAAAGAAGGCACCCAAGCAAAUGGCCGAGAACGAGAAGCCCGACAACGCACCCAAGCAAAAGGAGAUCGUCCGGAAGGAGGGCGAUGUAUGGUGGUGCGAGGAUCUCGGCAGAGCCUGUCGCCAGUUGAAGAAGGGCAUCGACAUGUCGGGUCACCCGACAGUCAAGGAUGGCUCAGUGCUUGUGGUCUUCCAGGACGGGACCGAGUUCCUGCCGCCACUUAUCCCGGCCGAUGUGGAGGGGGGUAAGUUCGGUGCUUCGUUGCCGAAGAAGCCGGCAAAGGCGAAGGCGAAGCAGGCUUCGUCUACGAAGCCGGUCGAGGACUUUGUGCUGCCGACGAUCCGGGCGAAAUUCGCCAAACAAGGCAGCUCCCCGCCGAUUAUAAAUGUCGAGGCAAGGGCAGACCGGAACGACUUGAGCAGUGCAUGGCGACAGCGGUUCCAGAUCGUCAUCCGGGGGGAGAUGACGGCGAUCGAGGCCAUGAACAUAUGUGCUACGUUCUGCGACUGUUACGAGCACAUGAACAUGAACCAGGGGCAGCUCAAUUUUCGGGAGUGCCGCGACCUCUUGAUUGAGAUGGGCAGGAACGGGACGCACGACUUCACCAAGGGCAAGAUGGAUUGGGAACAGGUGGCCAAGCAAACCCACGAGGCUUUCCCGCCCAAGCCGACGAUCCUUUACCUACUUCAGGAUAUCCGGCGUACCGCACCCCCGAGAGCCCUGGCUCCUCACGAGAAGCAGUCCCUGGAGGAAGAGGAUGACGAUGAUGAGGAGCGACCCCGCUAA
Messenger RNA from Symbiodinium necroappetens, 1101 nucleotides. NCBI's taxonomy places the organism in Eukaryota, Dinophyceae, Suessiales, Symbiodiniaceae. The record is from the annotation of a GenBank genome assembly.